Molecule: messenger RNA, 4563 nt
Organism: Xiphias gladius (swordfish)
Lineage: Eukaryota; Metazoa; Chordata; Actinopteri; Istiophoriformes; Xiphiidae
Product: histone-lysine N-methyltransferase SETD1B-like
Exons: 14
Coding region: 1-4563 (1520 amino acids)
Cellular component (GO): Set1C/COMPASS complex
Molecular function (GO): protein binding; histone H3K4 methyltransferase activity; RNA binding
Source: RefSeq, a predicted model, not a curated record
AUGGAAAGCGAAAAACAAACUACUGAGAGAGAAACACCGCCUCAGCACUGGAGAAGUUGCAAGUUGAUUAUUGACCCUGCGUUGACAAAAGGACUGUACAAAGUCUUCCGUUAUGAUGGACAACAUUUUAACAUACCCGUUGAGGACUUAGGUCUGUUUCCUGUGAGUACUGUCAGAGAUCCCCGCAUCUGCCGCCUGUGGAGCAAAUGCAAUAAGACCGACCUUUUAGUGCCUAAAUUUAAGGUUGAUGAAUGGUACGUCGGCCCUGUUCCUCCCAAAGAAGUGACAUUUUCCGGGUUAAAUGACAAUAUACGGGAGACCUUCUUGACUAAUAUGUGCAAAAAAUAUGGGAAUGUGGAAGAAGUGGAAAUAUUUUACAAUCCCCAAAACAAGAAGCAUUUAGGGAUUGCAAAGGUUGUCUUUGACACGGUGGGGGCUGCAAACGAAGCUGUUCAGCACCUCCAUCAGAUGUCAGUGAUGGGAAAUAUUAUUCAUGUGGAAGUUGAUCCUAAAGGUGAAAACAGGGCGCGAUAUCUCCAGCUCCUCUUACGUGGCCUUUAUACUCCCUGGACGUUGCCAGUGGGCAGCAGUGAGCAAGCUCUUCAAAGCUUAAUCGACAGUUUGCUGGUAAACAUUUCAGGCAGCGCAGCCACACAGCGACGGGGCAGUGUCUCCAGCCCCACCAGCAUUGCUACACCACUCUCUCUGGACACAGCCUACUCCAGUAUUUGGCAGGAUACACCGUGCAGCUUUGGGCUUACACCACGUUCUCAGGGAACCCCCCGCACUCCUUGCUUGUCUGCGACUCCUCUCUCCCAGGACUCUUGCUACUCCAGUCUUCAGGCGACUCCGGUCCUCCAGGGGGAGCCCUCCGCCUAUAGUGUUCACAAACCUGUAAGGCGAGAGCUCUGCCAUCGCAAACCUGCGAGGUGUCACCGGGGAGCUAGCGAAGUCUCAGAUGUGAACUUAAUUUUGAAGCACUGCCAACCGCAGCCACCACACGCCCUGCAAACUAGCAGCCAGCAGCUUGCACUGUGGGGUCACAGGGCGCAAUCCUCUAGUCACAAUGGUACAGACAUGUCUUUUAACCUUGCCUCCCCCUGUCAAGAGUCCAGAGACGUGGUCCCUGCUCCCUUCAAGACUUUACCUCUGAACUGCAACUCUUUCAGUGUCCUGAGCAUUAAUUUCACAGUGGACCAGCAGACAGCAGCAUCCUCUCCACCUGAUGACCAUGCACACAUAACAGACUUAUCUCAAACUACUGUAAACUGUUCCUCCAGCAGCCCCCAGCCAGAGGUAGAGAGUUUGGACUCCCGCAUUGAAAAUUUGCUGAUAAACACCCAGAGCACUGACCCCUCAUACUGUGAUAGACAGACUUUGGAGGCUGGUGUGCACUCUCAGGACAGCCCGGCUUCACCUUGCUCAGCUAAUAACUCUCCUUUCUCAGAUGACUCACUUGUUUGCACUCCGGUGUCUUGUGGACCCUUCAGAACCAGCCACCAGCACUCCUACAAUGAUCUGGAUCAUCAUGCACCAAAUGAGGAUGAGGAGCACUCCAAUAACAGACAAUCUGAAGCUCUGGAACCAACAAAAGACAUCACUUCUCUUCCUCAGCCUCCACCAUUUUCUUCUCAACAACUUUCCCCCAAAGGUUCUCCUGCUAUUACAGCUAGAUGCUCCCAUCCACCAUUUGCCCCACUGCCUUUCCCUGUUCCCCCCUUUCCCCCAUCUAUUCCCCCUGUCCCACCUCGCCUGCCAAAUGGCACCAUUCCCAUCCCACCUCCAGGUUGGAUUCCCCCUCCAGGCCCUCACAUCAGGAUCCCCAUUCCUCCACCUCCUGUUCCACCUCCUCCUUCUAUUCCUCCUCCACCAGCUUUUCUGAGACCCCCUCCACCUUUGUUGGUGCUGCCUUCUGUUCCGCCUCCUGUGUACACGUAUCCCUUGCCCAUGCAGCCUGCAGGUCUUUUUGAUAAGGGGAAUCCUCCGAGGCGUGGCAACGCACCUUUACCAUUCCCUCGACCACCUUGGCCCACGCCUCCUUUUCCCAGUUUUAACCCCUUUGUGCCACCACCAGACUACCGGCUUGUGCGAGAAGACCCUCAUAAGGUCACAGUAGAAAAAGUUUUAGAAGUCCUCAUGGAUGAACUGAAGUCAAUCCUUAAGAAGGACAUUACACGUAGAAUGAUUGAAGGGGUUGCUUUCAAGGCAUUUGAGGACUGGUGGUACUGUCAAGAGAAAAAAACAAAGUGUGACAGAGAUAAUGAUGGUGAUGAUGACGACAAUAAUCAUCCCGAGGAAGAAAACGAAGUGGCACAAAAACACGCGGAUGAUGAAGUAGCCGUCAUCUCCCACACUAGUGAUGAAGUGCAUUGCUUAGAUGGAGUUAUAGAGACUUUUUCAGAGACCAGCUCCUCAGGGGAAAGCGAGUACUCGUCAGACUUCGACUCCUCUGACUUGUUCUCCUCAGAGAGCUUUGAGGACUUGUCUGACUCUAACCUCAGUCCUGAAGAUGGAGAAAUGGAGGAGGACGACGAGGACAACAGGAGUGACCAGUGUAUAGUGAUAACGUCAGAUGAAGAGUCAGUGGAGCUUGAGCCCCCCCUUAACUCCUCAGGUCCGCUAACCCCCGGCGCUCAGCUGGAUCUCUGCAAGCAGGCCUGGUCGGAUCCGUUCCAAAGGGAGGAAAGAGAGAACCAGUACACACCCUGUCAACAAGACACCUGUGACUUAGGUGCCCUGAUGGAGCUCCAAAGCAGUGAACCUCAGGACCUACAACCCCCCUCACCUCUAGGACUUCCAGCAGAGGAGCUGAACCUUGAUGUGGAGAUGGAGAACCCUGAAUGGACAGUGGAGUCUCUCGAAACCAUAGAAAACCUGAGGCCUCUCACUCCCACUGGCUGCUUGGUGGACAGUGACCCUGACCUUCUGAUUCAAAGCAAACCAACAUCUCCUGCCGUGGAGGAGGUGGAACGACCACAAACACCAGGGAAGGGGAUAGCAGCUGAACUGGAAAGUGAGGACUCAGAUGAAGCUAGUGAAGUCCUGUCCCUCUCCCAAGUGAGUGGUCUGCUCGUUCUAACUCCCUCCGAUCUCCCAGCGGCCCCAUACCUAUUAUUCCAGGAGGUACCUAAAACUCCUGGUAGAGAGGAGAGAAGUGGAUGGACGCAGUACAGCUCUGGGAGGGCUCCAGCAACACCUGGCAGAGAGACGAUGUCAGAAGAUAGCACAGUGAUGUGCCCGCCUCUCAGCAGCCCACCACCUAUUCCAUCCCUGUCCAGCAAUCCAUAUAUAACAGCCCCAAAGACUCCUGGAAGAGACAUUAUCCUACCCCGAAGAGCAGUCGUCCACAGGAGGAAAACUCAAGUGAUGGCCACCUCACUGCCCCUGUUGUGUGACGACUCUCUCAGAGGCUCUCCCAUCACAGCGUCCUCUCCAUGCAGCCUCUCUGAAUCUUCAUCUGACACUGCCGAUGCCAGGGGUGUGUGGAUCAGUUCGUGUGUGAGAACGAAGCCCUUGCAGGGACUUGAGAAUAUGCCCGCCCUUUUGGAGGAGGAGAAAUCCUUCUUUAGGCGAAAGCAGUGGAGGAGGCUAAAGAGGAGAUGGAGAACCCAUUAUCGGCGGAGAUCACUUAAAAGAAGCACUGGUUCACUCUCUUACCGCAGUCGUCCUCACAGGUGGCAUUCACUGUGUGAGGAAAGGAGAAUCCUUCAUAGUGUUUGGAAGGAGGGUCUGGAUGAAGAAGAUGCAACGCUGCUGCAGUGUACGUAUGAAAGGCUGCAAGAGCAGGAUAAUGGCUUUGGGUGGCUCAGUGACACCCUCUGGAUACCUCACCCUCUGACAAAAGUCCUUGCAGAGAAGAGUGAGGAUGACAAAUCCUUGCAGCCAAACCACAGGACUGGCUCUGCUCGCAGUGAAGGCUUCUAUAAAAUCAGCAGGAAGGACAAAAUGAAAUACCUCAACAACACAAAGCCGGCCACUGAGCUUCCAUCUACGAGCACUCAGGGAAUGUCCAUCCCAGCCCAGCAACCGAGCUCAUUGUUGCGUGCUGGAUCUGACUUCAGGUCUGAACAGCGCCGCCUGCUAUCCUCUUUCAGCUGCGAUAGUGACCUGGUCAAGUUCAACCAGCUGAAAUUUCGAAAGAAGAGAAUUUGCUUCAGCAGGAGUCACAUCCAUGAGUGGGGGCUGUUUGCCAUGGAGCCUAUAGCAGCGGAUGAGAUGGUGAUUGAGUAUGUGGGCCAAAUCAUCAGACAGGUCAUUGCAGACAGGAGGGAGCGGAGAUAUGAAGAGGAAGGCAUCGGAAGCAGCUAUUUGUUCAGGGUUGAUCAUGACACCAUCAUUGAUGCCACUAAAUGCGGGAACUUAGCCAGGUUUAUCAACCACAGCUGCAAUCCUAACUGCUAUGCUAAGAUCAUCACUGUGGAGUCUCAGAAGAAGAUAGUGAUCUACUCCCGACAGCCAAUAAGCAUCAACGAGGAGAUUACAUAUGACUACAAGUUUCCCAUUGAGGAAACAAAGAUUCCUUGUUUGUGUGGAGCAGAUAGCUGCAGAGGCUCCUUGAACUAA